Molecule: messenger RNA, 4690 nt
Organism: Paramuricea clavata
Lineage: Eukaryota; Metazoa; Cnidaria; Anthozoa; Malacalcyonacea; Plexauridae
Source: the annotation of a GenBank genome assembly
AUGACUUGUUUGUCAGUUGUUAACAGAAUUUAUUUUUGUACCUUUCCUCUAGAGCGGUUAUUGAAAGAUAUAUAUUUACUGCCGUGGUCAGACAGUCCAGAAUUGGAGGACAUAAUUAAUAUUACAGAUCCAACCAUUUCUUCAUUUGAAAAUUCUGCUGAUGAAACUUUUCCCGGAGGAACAGCAUCCCCUGAAUAUUCCCCAGUAAAUUUGCUUCAUUCGCCAGAGACAUCUACUAGUGACAUAUCAGAUGGUGGUUAUGUUUCUAAUAAUGGUACAACACAUCAAAUCAGUAAUACACCUUCAGCUUCGAGUAUUAAACAUGGACCUCGGGAAUCCGAACUGGUGAAAUUACUGCAAGCAAAGCCUGCAAUUUAUCGUCCACCUGCCAUCCAACCUCUGUUACCCGAACAAACACAGGCAGUUGUUUCACCACCCACAACACAAACAUUCCAAAUACAACCUGUAUUACCCGUUCAAACACAGAAGCUAGUUAUUUCACCACCCCAACCAUCAACUGUACAGAUUUGCUCAAUAUAUCCAAGGCCGAUAGAAGAACGCCGACAUCCUCAGACUCUUUUGACGUUACCUGGGUAACUAUAAUUUUCCUUCAAUAAUUAUGGGAAUGUUUUAAAAAUAUGUGUUAUAUAUUUUGCAGCGAAAAUGAGAACAUUCUAGAAAAUGGAUUGUUUCCCAGUUAUUAUUCUAUACUUUAUAACUGAUCUACAUGAUAUCAUUGAUGUUUUACGACUGAGAAUUUUCCUCUCGGAGUAUGUAAUAGCAACUCGUAAAAUGUCAAGAGUUUCACCAGCAACUGAGAGUGCCAAGCGUACACAAGUACUGCGUUUCCAGCUAUACAGUUGUGUAAAACAUUCAUAAUUUAAGUCGAAAAAACAAUGAAACCUUAACUGACCGGUUAAACCGCUGGUGCAGGCACAUGCGGUUAGCGCGUUGCUUCUCACUACUGAAAAAGUUAAGCACAUGCAGUUAGGACUUGCGUUUCAUGUGAGUUGAGUUCUCGUAGUUGAGCUCCAAUGCUUCGAGGUUUUUUCUCAGGGUAUAUCAACACGCUUAAUUACAGGUUAAAAUAUAUGCAUGUAAGUACUGUAAUGUAUGUAUACCGGUAAUUGUUAAACAUAUCGGGUUAACGCUCAGAGCAUAAGACUGAAUAUAGAGGGUAAACAAGGAUACUAUAUCAAAAAUUGUAUUAGUAAAUAUUUCUAUAAAUGUUUUGUUGUUUAGCAUUCCAACAACACAAGUUCUAUCACCAUCUGUAUCCCAGCAAAUGACAGUGGCACACCCGCAGGCACAGGUAAUUUAGUACUGUAGUUUGGGAUAGAUUUGAUAUUACACUGCAUGCAACCAUAUAUACUGUAUGUCUUCGUCCAUGUUAGUGGUUGCAUGGUGUGAGAAUUUGGGUUGUGAACAUAUUCUAAAUCUCUAAUUCUUGCUGCAAUUUCAGUUCUCCAACGUUUACCCUUUGGCUUGACGAUAAUUUGUGAUUUUCGCCUUGAGAGAACUAAAACUAUAUAUGGGAAUACACUGAGAUUAUGAAACCCUAAAUUGUUUCAACGUCUCCUUAACUACUUUGCCUGUAUCUAUAUAUGUGUCUAGUAUUUUCUACAUUUAUUUUUACAAUUAUAAGGAUUAAGUUUUUCAUGAUUGAGAUGACUGUAGAGUCUACAGACACACUAUACCUUACCUUACCUUACCUUACCUUACCUUACCUUACCUUACCUUACCUUAGAGCUGUGCAAACUCCAGUUAUUUUAGCUCCGGGUCCGGCUCCUACUCCGGCUCCUACUCCAGCUCCGGCAAGGAAAUUUUAAGGAAAUUUCAUAUUUAAAAGUAUAGACUGAAGGAGGCGAAAGUAUUUCAGUGUAAUUUCAGAAUUUAUUUUAUUCCUUUUUUGACCUUUCUCCUUCACUUAUCAAAUAUACGUGCUUCAGUGCUUGUUUAAACAAUGUUUUGUAGAAAGUAAAACCGCAUGGCAGCGUGGUAUUUUCGCCCAAAAUACAUCGGGGUCAGCGGAAUUUUGUAUCAAAAGCGAUAGCAAUACGCUUGCAGAAUUUUCGAAGCCACGAAUCGGAGCCAGUUAAAUUAAACUUUAUAGUAACUUCAAAUCAUUCAACUUAAUUUUUCCAUCACCAAAAGUUAAUUGAAAUAUGAAAUAAUGUUUAAUAAUUUUGUCUGCCGGAGUUUUCCAACUCCGGCUCCGGCAAAAUAUGCCGGAGCUCCGGGUACUCCGGCUCCUGCUCACAUCUUACCUUUGAAGGCGGGCUUCGUUGCGCAGUCAAAGCAUGGCUGACAGACCGCUAAAAACAUGAUAAAAAGGCUUUGAUUUUGAUGGCAUUGACGAUUGCAACCUGAAUACCGAGGGCAUGAAAAAUGUGGUAACAUAAAAAAAUGCUCUUUUCACACGGCGACACGCAGUCACAAAGUUUACUUGCCGAAGAAGGCUCAGCCAAUUAGAAGGCUCCAUUUUAGUUACGGACCUGGAGUUACAGACUGGCAAAAACAUGCAUUAUUUCAAGUACUUAUAGUUGUAGCUGCUUUUAAAUUUUGUUUCUGUUGCUGUAGAUACCUGUAUUACAGCUGAAUACCACACCAACGUCUGUCCCACAACAAUUUCAAUUUGUGAUUGAUCCCAAACAACUUCCAGUAGUUUCAGCAGGUGCCACAAGCUGUACAGUCGGCAAUACAGCAGCAUUCCCAAAGACUGAACGCCAUCGUGCACACAAUGCGAUUGAACAGAAAUAUAGAAAAAGUAUCAAUAACAAGAUUACGGAACUGAAAGAUCUUCUGUUUGGUUCAGAAGCUAAGGUAGGUGGUUUCUAAACUGCAUGCACCAUACUUAAUUUUAUGCAGUGAUAAACUAAAUAUAUACACAUAUAUAUAUUUAAAACUAUAUUUAUUAUGGCAAACAAAGGAACUGUGAAAUAUUUUAUUCAGUUCUGGUAAAUAUUAUAAGUACAACUUCAUUUGAUAUUUUGAUAUUGUACCACUAGUGCAUGCAUGAUUGGGAAUAAUUUGUUGCAUGGGCGUACCGGAAGGAAAAAAUUAGGGGGGGGGGCGGAAAGAAAAUUGCCCGACUUUUCGUGAUUGUGCCCGACUAGUACCGAAAAAUUUUUUCCGGAAAAAUUAUUUUGGCGACCUCCCCCCCCAAAAAAAAAUCGCCAAAAAAUUUUCCGAUCAGUGUACCAUUUUAGGGGUCAAAAAAUUUUUCCGGACAUACCAAAAUGUUUCGUCACAUUACACAAAUUUUCCAAAAACCACUACAUUGGCCACAAAAUUGACUAAAUUUUCGACAAAAUUGACAGAAUUUGUCCCAUUUAUUUUUAUAACAAACCAAAAUUGCCCGACUGUAACUCGAAUAUUGCCCGACUGCCAAAAAAACUGGGGGGCUACCGCCCCCCCCCCCUCGCCCGGUACGCCUAUGAUUUGUUGACAAGGUGGUGCAUGUGGAGAGGAUAUAUGGGUCAGGGUGUACCACUGGAAGCCGUGUAUACCUUUUCUAUUAUGAAAGUUGACAUUAUGAAAGAAGGUUAUAUAAUAAUAAUGUAGGCAGAAGGCCAUAUAUAAUGUGGGAAGAUUGGAUAAAGCAUACAUUACAUACAUUACAUACAUAACAUUAUUUAGUUCACUCUCCAUCGAGGUUUUUUUUUAAGUAUUGCGUUAUAUAGCCUAAGUAUCUAAGACUAUUUAUCUUUACAACAGUUGAGAUAUUACUUUUCUAACUAUGUUUAUCCUAACCCAUCCUAUAUCAACUUUCCCUGUGGGAGGAAACCGGAGCACCCGGAGAAAAUGUUGACAGACUGUGAGCCCAUGUAACUAUAUAUAGUGAGAAUCGAACCCAGGAUCUCAGAGGUGAAAGGCGCUUGCUCUGACGUCAUCUCGUGCGUACACACGUUACAGUGCUUCCACAACCGCUCGUUCAAAAAUCCAUUCACAAUCUCCAAAAUUCCUUUUUUCCCACAAAAUUUCCUUGCCACCCAAACGGUGGAAAAAAUCAAGAAAGUUCAGGCAAAUUUGAGGCAAAUGUAUCACAUUAUAUAGAUCCUACGAGAAAUCGAGUAUGGUCUAUGGCAUAGGCAUAAGGUCAUUACAAUGCCUGAAAAUUUGGGCAAGCUUUCAUCAAGAGUUCCCUUCAUGAAAUAUGUUUAUAUUCAUGCAGGGGAGUAGGGUGUUUGAUAAUUGUGGAGGGGUCAAAUGGCAGAAGGCGCUGAACGACAAAUUUUGAAAUUUAUAGUCUCUAGAUCGCCGGGAAUGGCAUUCUCAGAUUCUUCUGUACCUCUUUUGUUAGGCCUAUUCUAAUUAUAAGUUUAUUUUUACUGGUUUAAGUGGUUUUAGAAGUCCUUGCAAUUUCCUUCAAUUUUAGUAUUUUUCCUUGCCGUUUCCUUGUAAAACUCAUUCCCUGCAAGGACCAAUAUUUCCUUGCUGCAGGGAAAAAUCCUUGCAAGUGGAAGCACUGUUACGUUACUACCUACACUGCUACUCCCGCCUAAUUCAAUCUUCGAUUUAUCAUUUUGUUUCUACCAACAUUUAAAAUUUCGUUAUUUAGAUUCAAAAAUCUGGAGUGUUGAAAAAAGCCAUUGACCAUAUUCGACAACUACGGAAUCUUAAUAAUCGUCUCCGACAAGAAAAUGCCUCAUUCAAAAUAAAGCUGCAACAAAUAGGUUAGUGAAAUAAU